Molecule: messenger RNA, 276 nt
Organism: Pediculus humanus corporis (human body louse)
Lineage: Eukaryota; Metazoa; Arthropoda; Insecta; Psocodea; Pediculidae
Exons: 2
Coding region: 1-276 (91 amino acids)
Source: RefSeq, a predicted model, not a curated record
AUGACGAUGAGCGAAGAAGGUUCGUUUAGCGGCUGUAGCAAAGCCCGAUCCGCGUCCAUUUGUGCACCAGGAUGUUCUUCCAUGGAGGCACUCGUCAUGAACAGCCAGUUACCGCCAUCAGGAAGCGGUACACCCGAUACGGGUACCCCAAGCGGAAGACGUAGGAGGCCAGCUGCUCGUUCGCAGGUUUCAUCGAAAUGUAAAAAUCAAAUCAAAUAUUUCGAAUCGUUUUUCUGUUUUUAUUUUUAUUUUACCGCGUUCGAAAUCGUAUCGUAA